GCACCGACCCACUUUCUUUUGUCUGGUGCUUUUCAGACCUGGCGUGCCAGUUGCUUUUGUUGCAGACCUGAGUCGGGACCUUGCAGACUUUGUGCCAGGCUGAGGUGAUGAGCCAGAUCUAAAGUGCAUCUGGACCCUGGGGAGCCCAGGGUCUUGGGGGGUGGGGAGGGGUAGUUAUUAUGAGCAUGGUAAUUAGCAGUAACAUGUGGCUUUUCCAGAUAACCCUCGAUAUUUUUGUAGCAUCUAAUAGUUUUAAGUACACCCAUAAGAGCGUUUAUUAGGUAACUUCAAAGGAGCGUGGUGUGUGGAGGUUACUUAUUAUCCCGUUUUAUAGACCAGACACCUGGGGCACCCACCAAGGAAAGUGAUUCUAUCAAAACGAAGCUGGUAUUAGAACUUGCCAGACACAUCUUUGCCUUGCAUGACCCAGUUGCUCUCCGGGCCACAAGCAAAAUUUAGUGCUUGAAAAACUGCCAGUGGGGUUCUGUGCUGGCUAGUUUUGUGUCAGUUUACACAAGCUACAAUCGCUUGGAAAGAGGGAACCUCAGUGGAGAAAAUGCCACAACAAGUUUAACGAGAGGUGCAUUUUCUCCAUUGAUUAUUGAUGUGUGAGGGCCCAGCCCACUGGGGAUGGUGCCAGGCCCUGGGUUGGUUGGUCUUCGUGCUGUAAGAAAGCAAACUGAGCAAGCCAAGUGGAGAAAGGCAGUGAGCAGCGCUCCGUGGUGGCCUGGACUUCAGCUCUUGCCUCCAGGUUCCAGCCUUGAGUUCCUGCCAUGAUCUCCCUGGAUGACGAACUACAAAUUAUGAAAAGAAGUGAAGAGUCGGCAACUAAACAACCCAGUGAAGAACAAAUAAGUUCCCUUCACUGUUGGAAAUGUAGAAAAUGUAUUGCAAGUUCUGGUUGCCUCAUGAAUUAUCUUGAGAACCAAGUGGUUGAGGACAGACAUGAAUCAGUCGAUGCUCAAAACACUUGUCAUCUGUGGCACAUGAACAUAGAAGCCCUUCCAGACUGGAUAAACUGCCUAGUACAAAAAGCCCAGUGGACAGUUGGGAAACUGAAUUGUCCGUUCUGUGGGGCCCGAUUAGGGGGCUUUAAUUUUGUCAGCACUCCAAAAUGUUCCUGUGGCCAGCUUGCAGCUGUACAUCUCUGCAAGAGCCGGACUGAUCAUCACGUGGCACAGGCAGGCCGACUAAUGAGACCCGCGCUGAAACCCUUGUCACAUCCCGGAGUUCCGUCAGGUUGUGAGAAGGAGACCUUGCUGACAGGUGGCGGCUCCAGAACCAGAAACCACAGGCUUUUAGGCAUGGCCCGAAAUAAUAACGGCCUUGGAAGGCUGACAGAAGCACUCUGCCUGGAGGUGCGAGCGCCGUCAUCUUUUGAGAUGAAGAAUGAAAAACCGCUCUUCAAAGCGUCAGACCCCAAACACCAGCCGUUCGUUCCUCAGCUCGCCACCGGCGGCAGGUGCACUUCAAGAGCUUCUCAUAGAAAGUCGCACAGUUUGGACCUGAACCUCAGCGAGAAGCUGAUUUUAUUGCCCACUUUAUAUGAAAUCCAUAGUAAGACUACUGCCUGUCCCAGGCUAGAUGAAACAGGGCCCAUUGACCUUGCAGGCUUGGCUUUGCCAUGCAGUAAAAGUAGCUGCUCCUUUCAAAACCCACCCAGUUUUGAUCCUAAUCUGCUGCUGCACAGACUUGCUGUGGCUCCCCAUGAGACCCAGGCACAAAGAGGAAGAGAAUUUCAGUGUGGCCUAGAAGCUACUUCAGUUUACUCAGAUCAUGCUAAUGCUAGCAGCCUGACAUUCCUGGUGGAUCUGCCCUCAGCAGGGAGGAGCGUGCUGGAGGCCUCAGACCAAGAAGAACACCUCUCCCCUCUGGACUUUCUGCACUCUGCCAAUUUCCCCCUGGGCACCAUUAACCACAGGCUGAAUAACAGAGAGAGGGGCAAGUUGAGGACUCUAAGAAGGCAGCGGAGGAGGCAUGAGAGAUGGCUGCAGAAGCAGGGUAAAUACUCAGGAGUGGGACUGCUGGAUCAUAUGACUCUGAGUAAUGAGAUGAGUACAGAUGAUGAGAAUGAAUAUGCAGAGGAAAAGGACAGCUACAUCUGUGCAGUGUGCCUGGAUGUGUACUUCAACCCCUACAUGUGCCACCCUUGCCACCACAUCUUCUGCGAGCCCUGCCUACGGACUCUGGCCAAAGACAACCCUGCAAGCACUCCCUGCCCGCUGUGCCGGACAAUUAUUUCUAGAGUCUUUCUCCAGACAGAACUGAACAAUGCCACAAAGACAUUCUUUACUAAAGAAUAUUUGAAAAUAAAACAAAGCUUUCAGAAAUCCAGCUCUGCGAAGUGGCCCUUACCGAGCUGCAGAAAAGGAUUCCAUCUCUUCGGAGGAUUCCACAGGCGUGCAGCCCCGGUGACACGGAGGCAGUUCCCACAUGGUGCACACAGGAUGGACUAUCUGCACUUCGAGGACGACAGCCGUGGAUGGUGGUUUGACAUGGAUAUGGUGAUCAUCUAUAUCUAUUCAGUGAACUGGGUCAUUGGAUUCGUUGUUUUCUGCUUUCUUUGCUACUUUUUCUUUCCGUUUUAGGAAUCAUCCUACUCCACUAUAAUUGAACAAUCAUAAAUGUAAACAACAAUGGCUUAAAUGUUUUGAAAGUGUGCUUUGAAGUUUUUAUAAUGUUGCAUUAUAAAAAUUGUGUCCAUAGAAAGUCUGAGGAUAAUGGAUUUAUUUAUUAAUUUCUUUCAUAUAACAACCUAAACUCUAUUCAAGAGCUGAUUCACCAGCCAUUAGGAACGGUGCACUAUUAAUUCCAUAGAUUUUACUGUAGAAGUUGGGGCUCUUAUUUUACAAUGUCAUUUUUAUACUUACUAUGAUUGUAAAGACAGAUUUUACCUCCAUUUAAAAAUAGUAAAAAUAAGAAAUGAAUAAUCUGGAUAGAUAGCAUCAUUUUUACUAAGAUGUAUUCUUGGGCAAAUGAUAUGCAUUAAAGAUAAACCAUACUCUCUGGGAAGUAAUCAAGCAGGGUAUAUGCAUUUUGAUUUCUGAAUAUCUCUACUUCUGUCUCCUAUUACCAAAAAUCUGACUAUCUUUUUUUGUAAAGACGUCAUAGCUCUGGUGCAACAUUUCUAACUAUUAUAAGAACAAGAUAUUACAUGCAGUCAGAUUAACACCCAAUAGCUAUGUUAGAGCCAUAUUAACACUUUCCAAUUGUAGAAUGAAUCACGCGAGAAAUGACAAAUCUGACUUUUAGUAGCAGAAAUGACCAAUGCAUGUCCAAACUGUAAUUAAUCCAGUGAUUCUUUUAACUAGAAGAUUGUCAAAUAUAUUGUCAAUGUGCAAUAAAGAGUGGCUUUUACAUUUUUUAUUGUUGUUAUUUGACUUAAUGUGUGGAAUAAGGAGUUGCUAAAAUGGGGU
Molecule: messenger RNA, 3416 nt
Organism: Acomys russatus (golden spiny mouse)
Lineage: Eukaryota; Metazoa; Chordata; Mammalia; Rodentia; Muridae
Gene: Rnf180
Product: ring finger protein 180
Exons: 8
Coding region: 774-2588 (604 amino acids)
Biological process (GO): positive regulation of proteasomal ubiquitin-dependent protein catabolic process; norepinephrine metabolic process; protein polyubiquitination
Cellular component (GO): endoplasmic reticulum membrane
Molecular function (GO): metal ion binding; ubiquitin conjugating enzyme binding; ubiquitin protein ligase activity
Source: RefSeq, a predicted model, not a curated record